Molecule: messenger RNA, 1684 nt
Organism: Betta splendens (Siamese fighting fish)
Lineage: Eukaryota; Metazoa; Chordata; Actinopteri; Anabantiformes; Osphronemidae
Gene: zcchc4
Product: zinc finger, CCHC domain containing 4
Exons: 13
Coding region: 117-1604 (495 amino acids)
Biological process (GO): rRNA methylation
Cellular component (GO): nucleolus; cytoplasm
Molecular function (GO): zinc ion binding; rRNA (adenine-N6-)-methyltransferase activity; nucleic acid binding
Source: RefSeq, a predicted model, not a curated record
CUCGUGACGUCACUGUUUGUGCGACUCAGUGCGGCAUGGUGUUUACCUACUAGACUGGCCUUUCGUGUGACAUAAAAGCUUAUACCGAUCUAGUACCUGUAUGAAAUUUUGCCGAUAUGGAUGUAACCGAGGAGAACGACGACACUGGAAUCGAGGUUAUUCUACCAGAGGACGGUAACACAGCGCCAAGCUGUCUACACGGUCCAACAUUACUGUUCGAGAAAAGAGGCAAAGCAGGAGACAGAGGCAGGAGAUUUUAUGCCUGCUCAGCCUGCAGAGACAGAAAAGACUGCAGCUUUUUCCAGUGGGAAGAUGAAAAGGUUUCAGAGGCUCGACUGCUGGACAGAGAAGCACAGAACCAGAGAAAGAAACCACCGUUUAGCCACCAGGAGUACUGUACCAGGUUCAGGAGGUUCGCCCCCCUCCCACUGGACGACAAGAAAUUCUGUCAGGAUUGUCAGAUCCUGCUCCUGCCAGAGGAGCAUGGCGCCCACUCCUCUCACAGAGUCGCUGCUGUCACCGCCGCCCAGCUGAGGCGGCCCAGUGUGCUGCUGCGUCCUCUGGACAACAAGAAGAGCAACGCCCAGUACCUGUUCACCGACCGCAGCUCGCACUUUCUGCUUGACACCGUAGCUGCUCUGGGAUACGGGAAGGUGCUGUGUGUGGGUACACCCAGACUCGUGGAGCUCAUCAAGUUGCGCAACCUGGAGCAAAAGCACAAACCGAUCAAGUGUCUACUGCUGGACAUUGACUUCAGGUACGCUCAGUUCUACAGCCAGGAGGAGUUUUGCCACUACAACAUGUUCAACCAUCACUUCUUUGGUGGAGAGGCCUCCAGGUCCGCUCUGUGUUCUUUCCUCACGGAGACCGAUGGGGAGAAGGUGGUGAUGGUGGCUGACCCUCCCUUUGGGGGUCUGGUGAAACCUCUGGCCCACAGUUUCUCACUGAUCUCACAGACGUGGAGGAAGCUGCAGAGCUCUGACAGCAAAAGCGCCAACAUGCCCAUGAUGUGGAUCUUUCCGUAUUUCUUUGAGCCCCGCAUCCUGGCGUGUCUCCCCUCGUUCUCAAUGCUGGACUACCAGGUGGACUAUGACAACCAUCCUCUGUAUAAACACGGGAAGACGGGCAGGAAACAGUCUCCAGUCAGACUGUUCACCAACAUUUGUCCCAGAGAUGUUGUUCUUCCUGAAGAGGAGGGCUACAGAUUUUGCUCUGUGUGUGAGAGAUACGUCUGCUCCCUCAACAAACACUGUGCUAAAUGCAACGCCUGCCCGUCCAAGGACGGUCGUGAAUGGAAGCACUGCCCAACAUGUCAGAAAUGUGUGAAGCCAUCUUGGAGGCACUGCCAGUCCUGCGGGCGCUGUGCUCUCCCAGACCACCCGUGCGGACGCAGUGAAGGAAAAGAAGGCUGCUUUAACUGCGGCAGCACGAAGCACCGGCACAAAUCCUGCCCUCUCAAAGACGCACACAGGAUCAGCAGUCACAAGUCCAGUGCCAAGAGAGCAAGGAAAAAUGCAUCCCAUCAUCCUCCUCUGAAGCCUGACGCUAAGAGGAAGUCUGGAGCCGCUCACAGAGCAAAGAAGAGGGCUGCUCAGUUUGUGUGACCUCAGGAAUUGUGCAGUGCAGUUGUAAAAUAAAAUUACACAAUAGGAAAUAAAAUGAGCACUUUAUGCAAUGGAACACA